Messenger RNA from Aspergillus bombycis, 2892 nucleotides. RefSeq lists its product as uncharacterized. The coding region runs from base 1 to 2892 and encodes 963 amino acids. The record is from RefSeq and is a predicted model, not a curated record. Lineage: Eukaryota; Fungi; Ascomycota; Eurotiomycetes; Eurotiales; Aspergillaceae. The transcript has 3 exons.
AUGCCACCUACUUUCAGAUCUUCACGCUCCGGCCGUCAAUUCGGCGAUGGCGCCAACCGCACUAGAACCGGCCAGAUCGACCACGAUGUCUUCGAAGGCUUCCGGUUCGACGAUGGACGCGCCAGCUACAGACCGUCUCCCAAACCCCCAAGCUGGACGGACAGGAGUCAUUCAGCGCUCCUCCGUGCGGCCCGUGCGGGGUGCAUAUAUAUUCGCAAAGCCACAAAAGAUGCAGAGGACGAAGAAAAGGAGGUUACAGAUGUGGAAGAACAGCCGGCCUUGCAGACUACGGAGCGUAGCUUUGUUACGCGCAAGUGGACCACGGUCCCCAGGCACUUGGAGAAUUCAGAGGUCGAGUUUCUUGCUAAGAGACGACCGGGCUUGCCGUCAUUAUAUGGUGCCACAACCGCCGGUGCCAAUGGCGCUGAGAAUGGGUCUGCGCCAAUGAGGAGGACCCGUUUCAAGAAAGUUGACCCAAACAGUGGAAACAUCUCUAUCUACGAGGCCUGGGUGCCGGAAGGGCAUAAGAUUGAAGGAGAAAUUACCGACGACUCUCAACUGGUACCAGAAAACAGCGAAGCAAUUGUAACACCCGAGGCGCCUGCUCCUGGAACAGUUAUUGAAGGUGUUGGCGUGGUCAAUGCAGAAGGUGUGGUUGUGGCAGAUCCAGCCUCAGCGGCUGUCAUGACUCCUCCGAAGAGGCGCCCCCCACCUCCUAAACGUAAGGCGAAGGGCUUCGGGAAAGGAAGGAGGAAGAAGGUCAUGUUCGCUCCUGGCGAGGGAGCAGAUGCAAACGCCGUACACGGAGCCGGCACUGGACCUGUCGAUGGCACUGCCGAAACAGGUUAUGGUAAAGAGGGUGCGGAUAGGUCGCGGAUUUCAGUCGACCAAAAUGGGCAGGAAGAAGAAGAAGAAGAUGCUGAGGAGGGCGAGGAAAGUGACGACGGCGAUGAGUCAAUGUUAGAUGCUAAGACUCCAGAGACCCCACUUCACCAACCAAGUGCAGAGCCGACAACUGAUCCUGCAUCUGAACCUGUGCCGGAAGUAGUUCCUACUUCUACUGCACCCGCUACGGAAACCGUGGUUGCUUCACAACCGCCAGCUCCAAACCCCCCAGCCGUCGCGUCAGAAUUAACUGCGCAAGCACUCCCACAGCCACCUGCAGUGUCCACUGUAUCAUUCGCACCACAGCAACCCUGCCAGCCUGUUCAGCCAAGCACUGAUCUACCAAGUUCUACCACGCCCCCUGCAAAGCCAACACAAGAAGUGACACCUGCUGAGGAUGUGGAGAUGACCGGUGUCAACCCCGAGCUGCCCGCUAUCGAUGCUAAUGCUGCAUCCCUACCCCAGACAACACCGAAUACUCAACAGCAGACAGCCCCGGAGAUCAUUGAAGCACCGACUGAGACAGCCACGGGCGCAGUCCCCGCACAACUUCAACACAUCCCGCAGGUCACUGCACCGGACUCAUUCCCUGUCGUGAGGAGUGAAGACCCAACUGGGAAGCCAUUGGAAGCCCCUUCGAUAGGACAGACUGACUUGGCAGCCCAAGCAAGCAUCGAGGAUGAGAAUGUGAAAUUGGAACCCCCGGCUGGCCUUCCCCAGAUGCCGCCACCAGGACAAGCUCCUCAGCCAGAGCAGGCACUCGAGCCACAACAGACUACCCAGCCAGGACAAACUCCCCACCCACAACCGACCCAUCAGUUAGAAGACACCCCCCAGUCAGAACAAACUGCCCAACCAAAACAAGCCCCUCAGCCGGAACAGAUUCCCAAACCAGAGCCAACUCCGUAUCCCGAGCCGGCUUUACAGCAGCUAGCCGCCCAGCCAGCUGAGGAUAUUGUGGAGGACAAUGGUUCCAGUCUCUUGGACAGUUUAGAAGCAAGUUUAGGACAUGCUCCUGGCGUCGAGCAAGAGGGCGAGGCUCCGUUUGGCGAUCAAACAGAAGCUCUACCUGACCACAACGCCGGUCAUCCCAGUACGGAGACUACCCAGCAACCUACACCCAUGGAGGUAGACGUUGACACCAUGGACCGGUAUACUGAGCCAAGUUUGCAAUCAGCAGCAACACAACCUGCAGCGCCCAUCGAGCCGGUGGCCGAUCAACCACCUACACACGCCCCUGAAAUUGCUACUGAAAACAGCGCAGAGCAAGCCACGGAACUCCCUAUGGAACAGCAGAUACAGCCCCCGGCGGAGACGCCAAUAGAACCAUCAAUAGAGCCUGCUACUCAAGAAUUUACGCAGCCUUCUGUCGAGCAGCUAGUCGAACCUACCAUGGAACAGAUUGAGCCGAAAGCGGAGGAGCUGGCCCCAGUGCAGGUGGAAGAACCACUUGGAGAGCCCCAAGGGGCACAACAACCUGAAGCACAGCCAGAACCGAUUCCACAACAGAGCUCAGCACAGGAAAAGGAACCUGCUCCGGAUAGUAAUUCAGAACCACCUGCAGCGUCACUCCCAGAACUACCGCAAGAAACACCUAUCGAGCAGAUUCCACAGCCUACGGAGCAAGCAGUAGCGCAUUCUUCCCUGGAAGCACCGGUGAAGCCAUCAAUGGAACAAGUAGACGAGCGGCCCGAUGCUUCUCGGCCAGAGACGACACAGCCUCUCCAAGAGGUUGAGCCUGUGCCAACACAGCAACCGGUCGAACCCCAGUCACCCCGGACUGCGACUCCACCUGCACCAACCGUUACAGAAGACGCCCAGCCUAGACCCAUUGAGAACAAUGAAGCCAGUGAAGCCCACGAGCUCACUGCACCCAAUUUCUCUCCAAUCUCUGACCUGAACCCUGAGCUUGAAAAAAAGGAGGAAACAGAAGCACAGCCAAAAACAGGGGAGGCACCGGCACCAGCAGCACCGGGGCCUGACAUUGUUCAAAACCCAUCGAACUAA